CUCCCAUCUCCAACAUCUUUCAAUUCUCUCAAUGCCUCACCAUGUCCCCGUCCCUACACCCAAAUAGCCUCUACCACACCCCUCAACUCUACCCGCCCCCAACCCACCACUACUAUGCCCCCCUUCACCCCCCGCCCUACCUUCCCACCCCUCCUCUCACUCCCCCGCUCCUACUACCUAGGCCACCACGCCGCGGGCCUCACGAAGAUGAAGACCCUCCUCGCGUCCAUCGACCUGAUCGUCGAGUGCCGUGACUACCGCGUGCCGCUGACGUCGACGAACCCGCUGUUCGAGGAGACGUUGGGGGAGCGUGCGCGGGUGGUGGUGUUGACGAAGCGGGAUUUGGGGGUGGUUGGGGGCGGGGGCAAGGUGGAGAGAGAGCGCGACCAACUCCUCCGCACCCUCCACCACCCUACGCCCGUCCUCCCCACCACCACCACCUCCCGCCCCUCCAUCCGUGCCCUCCUCUCCACCAUCCACACCCACGCCACCGCGCACGCCCGCUCCAUCGCCGGCGCCCGCGUCCUCAUCGUCGGCAUGCCCAAUGUCGGCAAAUCCUCCCUCCUCAACGCGCUGCGCAGCGUCGGCGUCGGGAAGGGGAAAGCCGCGCGCACGGGCGACCAGCCGGGUGUGACGCGGAAGGUGGGGACCGGGGUGAAGGUAAAAGGGGGGGUCGAGGAGUUUGGGGGCGGGGGGAUAUAUAUCUUGGAUACGCCCGGGGUAUUCAUCCCGUACGUCCCCGACGCGACGGCGAUGUUGAAGCUCGCGUUAUGUGGGUGUGUGAAGGACGGGAUCGUCCCAUCGGAGACGUUGGCGGACUAUCUCCUCUACCAACUCAACCUGCGCGACCCGUCGCUAUACGCGGAGUACUCGCCGCCGACGAACGACGUCGCGGUGCUGCUGGAGGGGGUGGCGCGGCGGACAGGGCGGCUGGUGAAGGGGGGGCAGGCGGAUAUGGAGGGGGCGGCGGGGUGGUUGGUGCAGCGGUGGAGGAAUGGGGUCGUGGGGCGGUUUGUGUUGGAUGAUGUGAGUGAGGAGGGGGUGAGGGCGUGGAAGGAGGGGAGGGGGCAGGAGGGGAUGAGUGGGAAUCAGUUAAGGAAGAUGGAGCGGGAGGAGCGGAGGGGAAGGGGUAGGGUGGUGGCGGGAGGAGGCUCAUGA
Molecule: messenger RNA, 1158 nt
Organism: Eremomyces bilateralis CBS 781.70
Lineage: Eukaryota; Fungi; Ascomycota; Dothideomycetes; Eremomycetales; Eremomycetaceae
Product: P-loop containing nucleoside triphosphate hydrolase protein
Exons: 3
Coding region: 115-1158 (347 amino acids)
Cellular component (GO): mitochondrion
Molecular function (GO): GTPase activity; GTP binding
Source: RefSeq, a predicted model, not a curated record